Messenger RNA from Lizanozyma spartinae, 951 nucleotides. RefSeq names its product ubiquitin-protein ligase (gene PSH1). Gene Ontology annotation, biological process: DNA damage tolerance; protein monoubiquitination. The coding region runs from base 1 to 951 and encodes 316 amino acids. The record is from RefSeq and is a predicted model, not a curated record. Lineage: Eukaryota; Fungi; Ascomycota; Pichiomycetes; Serinales; Debaryomycetaceae. Gene Ontology annotation, molecular function: ubiquitin protein ligase activity; single-stranded DNA binding. The transcript is spliced from 2 exons.
AUGGAGUCGUCAGAUGAGUAUAAAAACCAAUGGAGUGGCCUUGCGCAGCCUUUAGCAGUUGAUGUAUUGGCCAAGAUACAACAUGGACUAGAGUGUCCUGUUUGCGCAGAGAUGAUGUAUGUUCCAUUCACUUGUCAAUGUGGACACACUUUUUGCUACGGGUGCAUUGAUUCUUGGUUUGAUACCAAGAUGAACUGUCCAACGUGUCGAACAGAUAUGGAACAACCACCAGUGGUAAAUAUAGCCCUUCGAGAGAUCGUGGCAACCAUGGUGAACCUUGCAAUUGAUAUGGAGAAUAAUGAGGAUCGAAAGAAUAAACUUAUCCGAGCGAAGGAAAAUGCGUUGGAAGGGUAUAAUCGAGUUACGGAUCAGGGGAGUGAUAUAUUUGGAAGUAAGUUCAAGAAUACAACAGUUACAUUAAUUGAUAGUUCCGACGGAGUUGCCAGAUGUGGAAAUUGUCACUGGGAAGCUCAUGGGGAUAGAUGUCUUAACUGUGGUACACGAUUCCGAUUACCUCGAGAUGAUGAUUAUUACGAUACUGAUGAUGAUGAUUCUGACGAUCAAGAACAAUUUACGGUGAAUGGAAUAGGCGAUGGAAUAGACAGCGAGGACUCGUUUGUGGUAUACACAGAUGAAGAAAAUGAACAUGGAAUGGGGGAAUCUGAACAAGAUGCUAUAGUUUUAAAUGAAUAUGAUGAUGAUGAUUUCCAUAGUGUUAAUAGCAGUGUGGAUAGUGUACAGUUUGAAGGUUUCAGUGAUACAGAUCCAGAUCUUCAUUUCCAAAAUCAUCAUCAUUUGCAUAAUCGUCAUCACAAUUUACAAGGGGAUGACUCUAUGUGGCCAGAAGAAGCAUCUGGUAGAAACAAUUCUCUGUCGAGUCUUGCAAGGGCAGUUGAGUAUUUCCACAACCAAUCAGAGUUACUGGAAACUGGAUCUCGGGAGUCGCCGUGA